AUGAAUAUAUCUUAUUUAUUGGUAUGUGUGACUCUAUUUUCAAAAAUAUGUAAACAGUCAUAUUCACUCACUAUUUCGAGCCACCUGGGAGCUGAAAAUGGCUAUAUAGACUCCGAGGAGGACGAUUUGGAAGAACUUAAUCCCGAACAUGUCCUCUUGGAUCAAGAUAUCGAGGAAAUGUUGUCAAAUAAUUCCAACGAUGAGUACGACCGAGGCUGUCCUGGCCUAGAUUACCUGGGAGUGGGUUACGAUUCCAUAUAUGCCAACUCUAUGGGAGGUGACGCGUCAAUAUUGGAUCCGGGGUACAGAGCUCCAAUAAUAGAGUUCACCUGGAGAAAAAACUCAGAAGGAUUUUCACCAACUUUAGGAUCCCUGCACCCAGUUGGUGGCUGGGUUAGACCGAUAAACGAAAUAAGCAAUUUGGACGAUCUCAAGGAUUCGUUAUCGGCAAACGCUAAAUUAAACGGCGACAUACCAAACAACUCAUUUACGGGCUCGUUGGAAUAUAAAAAUUCAUUUUCGAAAUUCAAGUCUAAGAGCCAGAGGGUAUACAAUAAAAUUGAACAGUGCAUACGAUAUCAAGUGGGAAUACCCCUGAAUCUACCAUGGAAAUUUACUGAGUCGUUCGAGUUCUCAGUGUCGAAGCUGCCAGUGCUGAAAUAUAGUGAAAUUAAAGGUUGCAAUAUUUUGGAUAAAUCAUCCGGUUCUAACGAGAAGUGCGAUCCCAUUAAACCAUGGAUUAAGUUUUUUGAAAUGUUUGGAACACAUUUUAACCACCAACUAACGCUGGGAGGUAAAAUAACUCAGACUAUGCGAUUUGACGCGUCUAAGCUCAAGGAUUUGAGGGAACACGGAGUGGAUGUGGAUAUUGCUAUACAAACGUCACUUGGUUCAUCAGAAGGCAACUUAUCAGCCAGCGCCAGCAAGGAUAAGUCAAAGCUGGACGAAAUAGGGUUUAAGAAAAUAUCAGUUUUAGGUGGUCAUAUGCCUAAUUUCCCUCUUGACGAUGAAGAGUUUGCAAGCUGGGCAGAAAGCGUUUCAGAGAACCCAAUGCCAAUAGGAGUAGUGGCGACAAGCCUGAAAACGCUGCUCGACCCUAAGUUACACUCGUCAUAUGACGAGGCUCUGCACCAAUACGGUAUUCUAAAUGGAAUAAACUAUGAACAGCUUAAGGUGAUAAGCGGCGACGUGACAGAAUUUUCAAAAGAGAUUGAAAAUUCAACAAACAUUGUUUCAUUAAGUCGAGAAAAUAAAUUCAAAUGUCCUGAAGGCUCAAAGAUUUUAUCUGGAGUUUCACUCAUUUUCGGAGAAAAUAAGUUGCUGGGUGUCAACUAUUGCGAGUCCAAAGUAGAUCUUGAAAAUUUAUCUACUCUUAGGAAUGAAUGCAUGAUUCCCACUUACGAUGACGUCAAAUAUUCGUGGAACUGGAUUAGUUGUACCAGCGGAUUACAACCUGGUGUUGAGCAAUUCGUAAAAAUCUCAGAAGACAACGAAACUUUCGUCGAGCUAAAGUGCCCUGAACAUUCCACGAUUCAAAUGGGAUUAAUUGUGGUUACAAACAACGGCGAGAUCACGGCCAUGAACGGAUGCGAAUAUGGGAAAAAAUCAUGUUUGUAUCAUCUAAAGGGAGAGGAAACUGCAUACAUUUGGGGAGUUUGCUACUCUUACCACGAAAAGUUGAACAAAUUACAACUCAAAUUUUCAACUCCGGAAAGUCCUGAUGAAGAUAAGAUUUCCUGCUCAGAAGGGUACAAGAUUAUCACAGGUAACGGAUUCAUGACCAAAUUGCCUAAAAAGGAUAGCUCGAAGUUUGAUGACCCUGAAGCUUGCGAUAAGUACGGCACCAGCUGCAAGUUUAAGGACAGCAAUAACCCCUUCGGGUUCAUACUGUGCAAGUCAUAA
This is a messenger RNA of Theileria orientalis strain Shintoku, 1902 nucleotides long. Its product is annotated as MAC/perforin. NCBI's taxonomy places the organism in Eukaryota, Apicomplexa, Aconoidasida, Piroplasmida, Theileriidae. Bases 1 to 1902 code for a protein of 633 amino acids. The transcript has 13 exons. The record is from RefSeq and is a predicted model, not a curated record.